CUUUGACCAGUUUUGUCAAUAUGCUCCGGACAUAAAUAUGCGAUCAACUUGGGCAGGGGAGGCAAUUAAUUCAUUAAUUACGGAGUAAUGAGGAAGAUGAUAGGAUUGAUGCUUCUUCUUCUCUCAACUCUGGCAGUCAAUGCCGGAAGCUCCUCCCAGCCUCUGCCGCCACCUGCGGCGGAUCUGCCGCCGUGUUACAGCCUGCCGCCGACUUUCUGUCCCUCAUGUGGAGCCGGGAUGGUCACAGAGCUUGGUGGCCUCAGAGCCUAUGUCACCGGUCCUUCCGAUUCCAAGAAGGCUAUUCUUAUGAUCUCUGAUAUCUAUGGCGAUGAACCGCCCGUUUUCAGAAGUGUUGCAGACAAAAUAUCAAGUGCUGGGUUCUUAGUGGUGGCGCCUGAUUUCUUCCAUGGUGACGCUGCUAACCCAAGCAACCCUAAAUAUGACAAAGCUACUUGGAAACUAAAUCACCCUGCGGAAAAAGGAUAUGCAGAUGCAAAACUUGUGAUUUCUGCUUUGAAAGAAAAGGGCAUAUUUAUGGUUGGGGUAGCAGGUUUUUGCUGGGGAGGAAAGGUAGCAGUGAAAGUGGCAAAUGACACAAAAGAAGUUCAGGCUGCAGUUCUGUUGCAUCCUAGUGAUGUCACGGAAGACGAGAUGAAAGCGGUUGAAGUGCCAAUAGCAAUUUUGGGAGCUGAACGCGACAAAGGUUUGCCACAUGCCCAGAUGCAUCAUUUUGAUGAGAUCUUGUCAUCUAAUAAGAUUGAACACCGUGUGAAAACGUACCCGGGUGUUUGUCACGGAUGGACCAUUAGGUACUUCCACAACGACACUUUUGCUGUCAAUAGCGCGGCAGAAGCACAUGCAGACAUGAUCAACUGGUUUGAAAAACAUGUCGCCCUCAAGUCCAUGGAAGACGAAGCUUCAGAAAGCCCAACUUGUUCAAUCUAAUUACGGAGUAGUAUUACUCAAUUAUACAGGAGUGGUACCAAAUACCAUGAGUUAUUCAUCAGAAUCAUUGUUGGUUGUGUUUUUACUUUGAAGAAGAGAAAUAAUUAAUACUCCAUACUUCGUAAUUAUAACUACUGUUUUUUUUCUUUUUUCAGUUUUAUUAUAUUCUCAUUCAUGCCCCCUUGUAGGUUACGGAGUAUAAAGAUAUACGUAAUUAGUAAGCAUGCUAGGAGUAUACCAAAAUCGGGUACCUUUUGUACACUAGACAAACACAGACUAAAAUGAUGUAUCUCAUUUUGGUGUACCUCUAGGUUUAUUCAACGAAAAAUCAUUCCUUUCUUUUCUUUCCCCCCUCAAUCCCUUACUAUUCCCUGUUGACUUUUGGCUUUAAUUUCUAAUCCCACACCGGUGGUUUUGGUUUUGAGUGUCCCACACCAUAAAUGUUUGUUUAGAGA
Messenger RNA from Cuscuta campestris, 1400 nucleotides. The record is from the annotation of a GenBank genome assembly. NCBI's taxonomy places the organism in Eukaryota, Viridiplantae, Streptophyta, Magnoliopsida, Solanales, Convolvulaceae.